This is a messenger RNA of Ctenocephalides felis (cat flea), 1773 nucleotides long. Its product is annotated as protein tramtrack, beta isoform-like. Lineage: Eukaryota; Metazoa; Arthropoda; Insecta; Siphonaptera; Pulicidae. The coding region runs from base 203 to 1723 and encodes 506 amino acids. Gene Ontology annotation, molecular function: protein binding. The transcript has 4 exons. The record is from RefSeq and is a predicted model, not a curated record. Gene Ontology annotation, cellular component: nucleus. Gene Ontology annotation, biological process: regulation of transcription by RNA polymerase II.
UUCGUAUCAUUCCGCUAGUAAAGGGCGAUUAACCCCGAUGUAGUGUAGUGUGUGGUGAAGAGAAUCCAACAAGAAAAAUAUUGCUGACAUGGCGUCCUAAAAGUGUUGUGUGGAAAUUUGUAGAUUUCUUUAAAUAUUUAGUAUAAAAUGUUUUAGGGCGUAAUUGAAAUCUAGUUCUACAUUAUCAAACACCACUACAUAAAUGUUAUAUGACUUAAAACAAUCAUCUUACAUCAGUAGUAAACCAGUAAAAAUGUCAUCCCAAAGAUUUUGUUUACGAUGGAACAAUCAUCAAUCGAAUUUACUAUCAGUAUUCGAUCAGCUACUUCACGCAGAGACCUUUACCGAUGUAACUUUAGCAGUAGAAGGGCAGCUAUUGAAAGCUCAUAAAAUGGUAUUAUCUGCUUGUAGUCCUUAUUUUCAAGCACUAUUUCUAAACCAUCCUGAAAAGCAUCCAAUUGUGAUAUUGAAAGAUGUGCCCUAUGCAGAUAUGAAAUGUUUGUUAGAUUUUAUGUACCGUGGUGAAGUAUCUGUAGAUCAAGAUAGAUUAACAGCAUUUCUGAGAGUUGCUGAGAGCUUAAGAAUUAAAGGUUUGACAGAGGUCAAUGAGGAAAAAUGUGAUAUUCCAGCCAUAACUAAUAGCCUACUCCAGCAGCAAACUAUGACCACUCCCCCGCAGUUGCAUAGGAUACACCCUUAUUUAGCACAAAGGCCAAAGCAACAUAAUGCAGCGCAUAAUAUUCUAAUGAAUCCAUUGUUGGGAAAUGCAUUGAUGCAACCGAAAAGAAAGCGAGGUCGACCAAGGAAAUUAUCUGGAAGUUCUAACGGAAUUCCCGGUGUCACUAAUAAUCAAGAUGAUUACGAUAGAUUAGGAGGUCUUGGAGAUAGAUUGAUACAGGGAUCACCAGAAAUGUUGGAAGUUAAAAUGGGUAUGGAUAAUUUCCAAACAAGUGGUGGAUCUGGUAACGAAGCUUCAAAUGAUGAAAACUCAAUGCGAAUGGAUGAUGAGGAAAUGACGGAUAAAGAAGUUAGUGAAAAUACAGAACCUAUGGCUGGCACAUCAAAGGAAAAUACCCCGAAAAAAGGAAAAGAAGAUAGCAAUGAUGUGGAAAAUGGUAUAAGACAUUUCAAAUUUGAAACUCCAUAUCAGCCAGAAAUGAGUGUACUCUCUGAUAAAUCAAACAAAUCAUAUUCAGCUAGCGGUGAAGAAUGUGAUGACAUAAUUGAAUAUAAAUUUACACCCUUAGAUGCAGACCUUAAUAAAAAGAAAGAAACAAUGACAGUGUUGAAAAUUCAGAAAUCAAACUCAAAAAUCAACAAUAGCAGCGAUAAUAAUCAAAACAAUUGUGAUGCUACUGAAGAGGUUGAAGAACAAACGCAACAAGAUAAUUUAUUUUAUAACUUUAAGUACAAUAAUAAUGUGACUGAAAAUAAUGAAGGCUCUGUAAGAGACUUUUGCCUUAAGGAAGGAGAUAAUGUAUUCCGAUGUAAGGUCUGCAGUCGAGUUUAUACACAUAUUAGCAACUUUUGCAGGCAUUAUGUUACCUCUCAUAAACGUAAUGUUAAAGUGUAUCCAUGUCCUAUUUGCAUGAAAGAAUUUACUAGAAAGGAUAAUAUGGUUGCUCACAUGAAAAUAAUACAUAAGCAUGUCGACGGAGUUGAAGCAAUUAAAAAAGAUUUAGUUUUACAUGGAACAUGUAUAGAGAGACCACAAAUAUCUUGAAUUUGAGAUGUUAGAUGAAAUAUUAUGAAGACCUAUACAUGGUUAAUGUG